AGGAUUUCCGAGCCGGGCGGACGGGUGAAAGCACCGAAACGGCAGGAGGAAGGAAAAACCUGAGCAGUCAGUCAACGAAGAGACAGGGUACUACCAGCCGACAGACGCGUGUCAACUGGAUAUGGUGGCUUUUCUUUACAACUGAGCAGAGCUAAAAUGGUCGUUUUUAAUAUUUUGGUAUAGUCUAGACCAGACCUAGGCUAACCAUCGCCAGCUGUAUUUUUUAAUAGGCUAUCUUAAAUUUCUCGAGGUAUAUUUUCACAAUUCAGCUAGCUAUUUACCGUUCAUCUUGAUUUACUGGGGAUUUUGGUAAAAGAUGCUACCGUGUCCCUCUCCCACGAUUGUGGUGGAGGAAGGCAAAGGAAAUGAAGGCGAAGCCCAGAAAGUAAAAACGGAGUGUGUCAGGCUCACUGAGGAGAGAGAUGAAGCUGAAAGACAGCUGAAACACAUCAAAAGAGUAUCCCAAAUGGUGAUUGAAGAGGUGAGUGUUCUGCAGACCCAGCUGGAGAUAGAGAAGUCCUGCAGAGAGAAUGCAGAGGCUCUAGCCACAAAGCUGAAUUGUGAGAACAGGAAGCUAAAGUACCUGAGUCUGUCUUCUCGACCCUGUCUGGAUGAGCUGCUGCCAAGUAUCUCUGACUGCAUUGCCCUGGAGGAAGAGACAGAGCCGCAGGAACCCAGUCCAGACCCCUACACCCAGUACCAGCAGCAGGUCAAAGACCUGCAGGAGACAGUGACCUCCCUACUGGAGGAGAAGAAGCAGUUUGCCUGCCAGCUGCAGGACCAGCGGAGACAGAUCGAGGAGCUGACGUCACGGAGUGAAAAGGAACAGGCGGAGAUGAAGGAGCUUUACAAAACCAUUGAGCAGCAGAGCAAGACCAUCAAGAGAUUCAACAGAGUGUCGGUGAUGGCAGCCCACGAGUACGAGGGCCUGAGGGACCAGCUGGAUUUGGAGCAGAGUCUGAGGCAGAAAGCUGAGACCUACGCACACGAGAUGUUGGUGAAACAGAAGGAAGCGAACCGGCAGAGCAUGAUUCUCCUGCAGAACGCUGACCCCAGCAUACAGCUGCUCAAGGCCCUGGAGGACGUGGCCAACAUCACCAAGACCUUGGAGCAGGAGCGACUGCAGCACCAACAGAAGGUGAAGAGCCUAGAGGCUGAGCUGGAGGAGUGCGCCCUCCGGAGGCAGCUGGAGGAGGUGCGGAAGCAGCUGGAUCUCCUGGAGGAGGAGAAGCGUGAGGCGGAGGGCCGGCUGCAGGAGGUGGAGAGGAGUAACAGCAGCCUGGAGGGCCAAGUGCAAGAGUUGCUGGCCGUGCAGAAGAGCGCAGAUACGGCAGCAGGCCCGGCUCCUGGGACCGCCCCUCCCCCCGCCCCGCCACCCCAGCCCCCUCCCCCACCUCCUCCUCCCCCUCCCCCUCCCCCGCCUCCUCCCCCCUCCCGCUGCAACCCCCUCAGUUCGCUCAUUGCAAUAAUGCGAAAAUCCUCAAAAGGAGGGAAGGGGCCUUUGAAGGCAGAGCAGGUCCCUGAUGGUGGAGGCGUGGAUGAUGUGAAAGUGAAGGCUGUAAACGAGAUGAUGGAGAGGAUCAAGCACGGGGUCGUCCUGAGGCCUGUCAAAGGGCAAGACACCAAGAGAUUUGGCAUAAAGCAGCACCCCCCAGUGGUUGAAGUGAAACCACAGGCAGAGAGCAACAGCGCAAUGGAGGAACUGAAGGGCAUUCUGGAUACAGUGAAGAAGAGUCCGAGUCGAGGGUUGGUGGAGGUGUUGCCAGGAAAGAAGGACAGUGAACUGGAAGUGAUUCUAAGGAGGCGGCGUAAACAGGCCUGUGACCCAGGUUCAGGAGAUGAGAAGGAUGGUCAGAUCAGUAAGUUUUCCUCAUCAGAGAGCCUGAACGCCCGGAACAGCUCUGGCGGCUCCAGACACAGCUCUGACUCGGGCAGAGAGGCAGACGGGCCCAGACUCUUCGGCAGUCCUGGCAGAGAGGCAGACGGGCCCAGACUCUUCGGCAGUCCUGGCAGAGAGCCGGAUGGGCCCAGACUCUUCGGCAGUCCUGGCAGAGAGCCGGCCGUGUUCAGGCGUGGUUCGGACUCCGGGAGAGAACCGGUUGUGAUGAGGCGCAGCUCCAACACUGACAGAGAGCCCAGAGGGUCUUGGCAGGGGGGCAGCGCACGCAGCUCCCUGUCUGAGAAAGGGGCCUGUGAGGUGGUCACCAACGGCUGCUUUGAUGGCGAGGAGGAGAAGCAGAAAUCGGAGAAGUGCACACGCUCAAAUGGAAUCAACCACACCGUGCUCCAGCAAGACAAGCACACCACCCUCACAGCAGGGUCGCCAACCGGCCCCAACCCCCUGAAUGGGAGCAACGACGCAGAGUGUUAACUGCAGUCCCGGGGACAGUCACAAGGGGGCAGCAGUGCAGGAUAGGGCAAAUAGCUGCACAAUUUGCACAGAAUCUUCAUUUGUUUUGUAACUUUAGACACCUGACUUGAACAAGUUUUGUUUUCUCUCUAGAUUUGGAUGCACAGACCGUCUGCUGGUGUGGGCUGCUGUCUGAUUAAAAGCAUCGGUUGGCUUGUUUUUAGUACAAUAUGAUCGUUUUUUGUGUUUCUCUCUUUAGUGAACUUAAAGGACUAUAGAAAAUCUGAACAGUUCGUCUUUUACAAAUACUCUUAUUCGCACUAUGUAUGCAAAGGUUCCUGAAAAUUUGAUUAUUACUAUUAUUAUUAUUAUUAUUAUUAUUAUUAUUAUUAUUAUAUGGAACACUAAAAUGUCUGAAAUGGCCUUGAGUUCUGAUUUUAUACUAUAUAAUGUAUUAAUGCCUUCAUGAAUAUCCUGAAAUUUCCUGAAAAAAGGAUUGCUUUUUCUCCAAACUAACCAAAAAACAACAAUAACCAUUAACUAAAAAGCUAUAAAUAAUAGCAAAUAAAACACACUUUAAGCAGGUCAAUAGCUGGACUCAAAUUAAAUCAAGUGUUAAGUAUUGCACAUUCAAGUACUAUUUAGCAUUUAAGGUGGAAGACUCCAGUAUUUAAGUUAAGUGAACACGCUGGUGUGUAGUGCUUGUUGUGUCAACAGAUGUCAAUAGAGUGGUGAUGCAAAUGAAAGCUAUGCAGGUGUUUGGUUAUUCUUGGACUUCCUUAAGGAAUUAAGUGCUACUAUACUCAGCCUACCUCCAAAUAGACACAUCCACCUCUUAACUCUCAUAAAUUGUAUGAAAUCAUCAAGUAUAAAGGGUGACAGCUUGAAUGGAGGUUGCAACGGCUCAAAAUGUCUUCCGCAUCCUGCCUCUCAGGUGCUUGCACUGUGGCGGUCACUUUAUUUAAGGGGUAAAUUAUUUGACGAGUUAUCUCUUGAAGGAAGGUGCUACAAUCAGUACAUCUCCGCUCAUUGCCAUUGUCAUUUUGGGAAUAACUGGAAGGUUUUCAAAGCCAGGGAGCUAGUGUUACAUCCAAUCUCGUAUUGACUAUUCCAUGCUUAAAUCCUGGUUCUAGUUUGCUGCAGUUGAGCAUAUAGGGUAAAACUACGCUAGUUUGAUACAUGAGUGUGUAGUUUUAUUCUGUGACCGAUUCCCCUCUACGCCUCGGGGGUUGUGGAUCAAACAAAGGCUGUUUAACAGAAAAAAAGGCUGUUCCAUCUCUUAUUCCAUUUUUGUACCAAACGCGAAGGAAGCCAUUUGCAUACCAUGGAGUCAAGUGUACCAGCUUAUGCCAUUCUUAUCUAUGGACUGACUGAGUCAUACAUUUAUCAUGUUCUUGCUUACUGUAAACCUGCCUUUAGAUUUUAUGCUAACAUUAACACUAAAUUUGGACACAGUACAAUGGAUUGUCACAUCAGGGCAGCACUUCAGCAUAAUAAUGCUUCCUCUAAACAUUUUAAGAAUUAUUACCCUCUUUUAUCAAAUCUACAAGGCUCCAUUUGAAUUGUAAGAUGUGGCAGGACACAAUGAAUGAUUGUGCUUUUAUCUCCCCCAAGCUCCACACACAGCUUUGCUAACACUGCUUCAAUUCCACAUUUUUGUUGCCCUCUGAUAAUUCAGUACGAGCACUGUAAAGUAAUGAUCUGUAUGUGUGAAUUUGCUUGUUCCUUGGCUAUGUGUGUAUGUCUGAGAUGUGAAGAUAAAGAUGACAUUGUCACAAAAUUGAGUUUAUAAACAUUUUCAUGGCUCUCUUAUUCAUUAAACAUUCUUUUUUUUAAAUUGGAGGUAAUAAAUAAAUUGGCCAUUUAAAGUA
Messenger RNA from Conger conger (European conger), 4221 nucleotides. It is a transcript of the gene shtn3, whose product is annotated as shootin 3. The transcript is spliced from 17 exons. The record is from RefSeq and is a predicted model, not a curated record. Lineage: Eukaryota; Metazoa; Chordata; Actinopteri; Anguilliformes; Congridae. The coding region runs from base 317 to 2371 and encodes 684 amino acids.